Felis catus (domestic cat) is the source of this 1691-nucleotide messenger RNA. It is a transcript of the gene SLC66A3, whose product is annotated as solute carrier family 66 member 3. The record is from RefSeq and is a predicted model, not a curated record. The transcript is spliced from 6 exons. NCBI's taxonomy places the organism in Eukaryota, Metazoa, Chordata, Mammalia, Carnivora, Felidae. Bases 152 to 799 code for a protein of 215 amino acids.
GGCGUGGGCGCGGGUGCCCAGGGAAGGCGGAAGGACUCGGCGCCCGGGGAGGCCCAGCGCUGAGCCGUUCCCCCCCCCCCCCGCCUCGCGCCGCGGCCGCCUCCGCCGAGCCCCCAAGCCCGGAGCCGGAGCCCCCAGCCCCGCCGGCGCCAUGGAGAAGCUGCUGCUGCUGUUCUGCAACUGGAGCACGCUGGGCGUGUGCGCCGCGCUCAAGCUGCCGCAGAUCUCCGCGGUGCUGGCGGCGCGCAGCGCGCGGGGCAUCAGCCUCCCGAGUUUACUUCUGGAGCUGGCGGGUUUCCUGGUGUUUCUCCGGUACCAGUGUUACUAUGAGUACCCGCUGCUGACCUACCUGGAGUAUCCCAUUCUCAUCGCACAAGACGUCCUCCUCCUGCUGUGUGCCUUCCAUUUCAACGGGAACGUGAAGGGAGCAGCCCCGUACAUGGCCGUGUAUCCUUUUCGUUGUCCAGGAAUCCGACGGGACUGGGGAGUCAGGUGCUUUUGCCAGAUCUGCGUUCUCGUGGUCAAACCGAAAAAGAUCCCAAAUGCGCAAUCUAAGUACUUUCAUCAGCGUGGCCAGCAAGUUUGCUCAGCUCCAGUACCUGUGGAAGACCAGGGACUCAGGCACCGUGAGCGCCCUCACCUGGAGCCUCGCUGCAUACACCUGUGCAACAAGAAUAAUAACAACGAUAAUGACCACCGGCGAUCUUACGAUUCUUACACGUUUCGUGAUCAUGCUUGCUUUAAACGUGUGGGUAACCACCACGGUCCUUCGCUACAGGAAGACGGCGGUAAAGGCUGAAUAACAGAUGCGCUGCCCCUCCACACGAAGUGGAUUCCUAAUAACUGAACCAAAGCUCACUGCUGAAUCAAGGUCUCUUAUAAGUUCAGUCAAUUGCUUCAGAAAUGCUGAAUUGAAGCCAGAUGUAUUUUGGACAGGAGCCACUUAAACACUUGUUGAGAAAUGUUGAUUUCCUUCCCAUUCCUCCCCUUCGUGAGGCGGAGGCAGGUCUCAGACACCUGCAAGUCGAGCAGUCAAGACAAUGCUCUUCAGCUUUCAGAAUCUUCUAAGAAAUAAAUCCUCUCUAGAGCACAAAUGAUUAUGAACGGAGUGGGAUUUUAGUCAAAAGUGAAAUUGUAGUAAAUUACCAGGGUCACUUUCUGAAUAUAGAUGUAACAGGAUGGCCUUGCUGUAUCACAAUACACGAUAAUGCCUCCUUAGGCCAUAGUAAGGAUAUCGAGGCAAGCAAAAACGUUAAUUGGCUCGAGUUUAUAUACCCAAGUAGUGCUGUAACUUCAUAUAGUGCCUUUAGUUCCUAAGGAAAGGUCGAUGGGCUGCAGUCUCUACAGCAGUAGGAUGAGGCAGUCCCGAUGAACUUUCUGAUUCAAGCACAAUGCUGCCAUCUUUAAGAGUCACACCUUUGAAAAACAAAAAUGUCCACUGAAAAUAGAUGCAGUAAAAGGUAUUGCUGGGGUGCUGUCAACUUCUUACGGAUUUUAUUCUUGUUAUAUUCUAAACGUGAUGUUAGGAUCAUUGGUUACUGCAUUUUACCGUAAAAGUUUAUAAACGCUAGAAUUUAAAAGCUCUUUCCCUUUAUAAUUGGCAUUGUUAUAUGUAAUAAGUAAAUGAUGUUUAUUAGAAAAUGUUUUAGUGUCCUAUGUAAGUUAAAUAAAUCAUUCUGUAGUUUUUAAAA